AUGGGUGAUCGUGGCCGGUCGGCCGGACGAAGGUGUUGCAUCGGUCGGCGACGCUUCAGCAUCGAGGCUACUGAGACGGCAAUCGCUCUAUCACUCAUCAGUCUCUCUCUCUCUAGCUGCUUCAACAGUAGAAAGCUGAGUCCAGUCUUCACCGGUGGGCCUGGAAUAGAUGAAGUUCCCCCUAUAUGGGUUGACAGAGCUGGAGUUAAAGCCAACAUUACAGAGAAUUUCACCCGUCAAAGCAAAUUUACUUACGGACUUGUGAUGGAGGAGAUAACGACCCGUGAUGAAAGCAGUCACAUUUCUGUAAAUGGUCAAAGAGUGUUGCCAAAUGGAGGAGUUAGUGCUGAUGGACCCUCGACAACACUCAGUGGCACUGGUGUUGACCAUAUGGCAUUUUUACAAGCCAAUAUCACCCGUGACAAUACAAAAUUCGUGAAUGGGGCUAUAGUUGGUGAGAGAAAUGUGUUCCAGCUUGAUCAAGGGCUUGGUGUUGGAAGCAAGUUCCCAUUCUUUAACCGGCACCAGUUAACAGUGACCCAAUUUUUCCAAUUGAAGCAGAUAGAGGAAGCUGCUGGCAAGCCUCCACCACCUGUAUUAGUCCUUCAUGGCCAUUAUGGUGGUUGUGUUGGAGAUCUUCCCAGUUACAAUGCUUUUACUUUGGGCGGUGCCGACUUUUUGGUUUUUUUUGUUUAUGUUUAUGGUGCAAAAAACCCAUACCCAACCAGUGAAUCAUUCCAUGGCGGCUUGGAGUUUCCAAUUGUCGGCUAUUUCUCCCUCUGUAGACUCUUUCUUCAAGUUUUCGCUUUUGCACUGUUAACGGAUUACUGGGGGUUAGUGAACCUACAUACGAUUUGUCUGAUGGAAUGCAAUUACAUUGUCAAAUAG
Molecule: messenger RNA, 888 nt
Organism: Fraxinus pennsylvanica
Lineage: Eukaryota; Viridiplantae; Streptophyta; Magnoliopsida; Lamiales; Oleaceae
Source: the annotation of a GenBank genome assembly